CCUCCCUCUAAUCUGCCGCCGUUUCCGGUCUGACCUGGUGUCGCGCGAUGAGCCGGAGAGACCGGCACCGGGACUCGAUCCGGAUCCCGAAGCGGGACUCGAUCCGGAUCCUCCUGGUUUUCCUCCUGUUUCCAGGCUCUGAUGCUCUCGAAAUUUCCAUGGCUCCAAAGGUGAGAGGUUUUAUCAGCGAGGAUGUGGAGUUGAGCUGUAAGUUCAGGUCGUCUGUCCCGAUCACCGAACGUCUGACAGUGGACUGGUCUUACCGAGCAUCAAAAGGAGGGUCAAAGCAUGCUGUGCUUCACUAUCAGUCCAUGGUAUUUCUGGCCCUCCAUGGCCCCUUUAAGGAUCGAGUCCUGUGGAACGGAGAGAUUGGAAAAGGCAACGCCUCCAUAAUUCUGAAGAAUUUGACGCAGAGUGACAACGGGUCAUUUAGUUGCGUGGUGCAGAACCCGCCAGAUGUAACCAGUGAAAUUCUGAGCACUGCCCUCACUGUGACUAAGAGAGAGCUCCCAUUUCGCCUCAGUGUGGUUGUCAUGUUGGUGCUUCUGGUCGUUGUUCCAUCUCUGCUGGUGGUCACAUUACUCCUGCUGUGGAUGGGCAAGACUUUUGGUUUCUUCAGAUCCAGCUCUAAAAAAACAUUGACAGAGGUGGUGAUGGGGGUUGAUGAGGAUGAGAAUGAGGAUGGCCUGGGGAACAGAAUUUGCCUGCGACGUGCUGCAUGUUUCCAGGAUUCCGAUGAGGAAGAUGAAGAUUUCCAUCGGUUUUACCCUGCAUCUGAAUCGAUUUCAUAGUCUGAAUUCUUUGUUGUUCCCUGUAGUUUUGAGCAGUGUGCUGCUAGUGAGGUGAAUCCCUGGUCUGAUCACUGUCCUGUUUAAGUGCUUGAAGCUGUUUAAUUGGUGGAGGGAAUAGUUCCAUAGUCACUGCUCCUGCUGAUGCACGGUCUGGGGGCGUGCAGGUAGUGGUGUGGGG
Molecule: messenger RNA, 969 nt
Organism: Carcharodon carcharias (great white shark)
Lineage: Eukaryota; Metazoa; Chordata; Chondrichthyes; Lamniformes; Lamnidae
Product: myelin protein zero-like protein 3
Exons: 6
Coding region: 48-791 (247 amino acids)
Cellular component (GO): membrane
Source: RefSeq, a predicted model, not a curated record